Molecule: messenger RNA, 522 nt
Organism: Prunus armeniaca (apricot)
Lineage: Eukaryota; Viridiplantae; Streptophyta; Magnoliopsida; Rosales; Rosaceae
Source: the annotation of a GenBank genome assembly
AUGGACGCAUAUUCAGGGUACAACCAGAUCUUCAUGGACCCUGCCGAUAGCGAGCAUACGGCAUUCAUCACCGACCGCGGGUUGUAUUGUUACAAUGUCAUGCCUUUCGGCCUAAAGAAUUCGGGGGCAACAUAUCAGCAGCUCGUCAACCGGAUUUUUGCUAAGCACAUCGGCGGCAUUAUGGAAGUAUAUGUCGACAACAUGUUGGUGAAAAGCCGAAGGGCAUGGGGGCAUCUGGAAAACCUAGCCCUCAUGUUCGGUAUACUAAAGGACUACCGAAUGAGGCUGAACCCCACGAAGUGCACCUUCGGUGUAUCUUCGGGUAAAUUUCUCGGAUUCAUGAUCAGCCAAAGAGGAAUCGAGGCCAAUCCCGAGAAAAUCAAAGCCAUAAUCGACAUGAAAACCCCGAAGACGCAGAAGGACAUUCAAAGCCUUACCGGACGUGUCGCUACCGAUAAGUGUGUGCCGUUCUUCAAAGCCUUGAAAGGGGGCAAACAUCAUAUCGCAUGGACUCCCGAAUGA